Molecule: messenger RNA, 1230 nt
Organism: Meyerozyma guilliermondii ATCC 6260
Lineage: Eukaryota; Fungi; Ascomycota; Pichiomycetes; Serinales; Debaryomycetaceae
Exons: 1
Coding region: 1-1230 (409 amino acids)
Biological process (GO): endoplasmic reticulum organization; Golgi organization; endoplasmic reticulum to Golgi vesicle-mediated transport
Cellular component (GO): endoplasmic reticulum membrane; endoplasmic reticulum-Golgi intermediate compartment; Golgi membrane
Molecular function (GO): D-mannose binding
Source: RefSeq, a predicted model, not a curated record
AUGGCCAUGGCUUCGAUCUUAAGAUCCAAGACCUUUAAAGGUGCAUUGACACUCGUCGUGUUCAUAGUUCUCUAUGUGUUGAUUUUUCCGAGAGAUUCCGAUGAUUCUUUGUCACCGGAAGAAAUCAACUCAAUGUUCCAGAACAAAGACGAAGGUCUUGCUGGCAUCAAAAAAGUGGAAUUAACGGCCCAUGGCUUGGCUCCUCCCUACUUGGAUCCGAACACGUUGAAGCCAAAGAAUUGGGAUGUUCUGGGAACAACAAUUGUCCGCAAUAAUGAGUUCAUGAGAUUGACUUCUGAUAAUCCUCACCAAGCCGGAAGCAUUUUUCUGAAACUCCCCAUCCAAGCCGAGUCGUUUGAAAUGGAAUUGACGUUCCACAUCCAUAGCAAGGCCCGAGAAUUAGUUGCUGAUGGCUUUGCUAUAUGGUUUACCGACAGAAAAUUGCCCACUGGUGAUGUUUUUGGUUGCCAGAACAAUUUUAAUGGAUUGGGAAUAUUUGUCGAUACCUACAAAAAUGGCAAAAGGGGCCAGUUUCCGUUUGUGAACUUGAUGAUGGGCAAUGGUGUAACUCCAUACAACAAGGAUACAGACGGGUACGAAACGAGAUUGGCUGGAUGUACUGCCCGGUCAGUUCUCAACCCAAGAAGUGAGUUGACCAAAGCCCGUAUUGUCUACACCAAAAAUGGCUAUUUUUCAUUGGAUUUCAACUACAACAACGUUGCUGACGAGUGGUCCAACUGUGUGACUCUUUCUGAUGUCAGAUUGCCCGCAAUCAAGUAUUUGGGGUUCAGUGCCGAAACCGGCGAUUUGUCUGAAAAUGUUGAUUUGAUGGAAAAUAGAAUGUUUGCGUUGUACAAUGGCAAGGGAGGGUUUAUAGACUCCAUUGACGAGCUCCAGGAAAUUUCCAAUGAGGAAGCAGCCAAGGAAGAGGCUGGCGGAGGCAGGCAUCGAGUUCUCAAAAAGGAAAAAUCUACCACCAAGAGACGUACGCUAAAGAGGUUGAAAAACGCAGAAAGGAGACUUAAGGAGCGGGAACGACAAAAACGGAAAGAAUUAUAUGGUGACGAAAAUGCCAAUUUUUUCAACCGGUUGGUGAAAAAGGUGGUAUUUGGUUUGAAGCUAUGCCUCUACACCGCAGCUGUUGUGGGUGUCGUUUGGGUAGGCUCUAUCGCCUAUAGGUCUCGAAAGGCAAUGAAGAGAGGGAAAAAGCAUGCAGGUCUCUUGGAUUAG